Scatophagus argus is the source of this 1635-nucleotide messenger RNA. RefSeq names its product gem (nuclear organelle) associated protein 8 (gene gemin8). Lineage: Eukaryota; Metazoa; Chordata; Actinopteri; Scatophagidae. The record is from RefSeq and is a predicted model, not a curated record. Gene Ontology annotation, biological process: spliceosomal snRNP assembly. The coding region runs from base 186 to 782 and encodes 198 amino acids. Gene Ontology annotation, cellular component: SMN complex. The transcript is spliced from 4 exons.
UAUUUUGCUUGCCGAUGGGCACAGCGUCCACAAGGCGGCGCUGUGGAGCCGCAACAUUUAUUUUGGUGUGACCCAAAGGAUGCUGGGAAAUUUUCUCCGAGGAAGCAGCGACAUCACACAGAUUUAGCACGGCUACACUUUGUUAGCAAGGAGACUCAGUGAACUGCAGGCAGCCAUCUCCCAUCAUGGCAGACAUAAGCACUGUCAUGUCCUGGUUUUCCAGCCCCAUGUACAGUCGCUACUGGCAGCACUACCAGCAGGCCAUGGCCUGGCACCAGAGACACAGGCGUGCCUACCGAAAGGCCUUGGAGACUGCCUAUGGUGCCGACUACUGCCAUCCCAGCAGCCACGGGCGGUACGCAGACUGGCACGCCGGAGAGAGUGACAGCAGAGAUGAGGAAGAUGAGGACGAGGAGGAGAGCAGCUCCGACAGCGAGAUCGAGUGCGAUGUCAGCAACAUGGAGAUCAGUGAGGAGCUUCGGCAGUACUUCGCCCAGACCGAGAAACACCGAGAGGAGCUAAAGAAGCAGCAGCAGAUGGAAGCCGAGCAGCAGGACAGCUACGUGCCAGCCGAUCAGGACCUGCGCGGCGUCUCCUGGCGAAGCAGCGCGGCCCCUCCCUCCGAGCGACCUGGUGAGAGACGCGGGGCCGAAAUGAAGAAGCUGUACGGCGAGGAUGCGGCCAAGAUCCUGGCUAUGGAGGCGGCAAUGCAGCUCACUUUUGACAGAAACUGUGACCUCAAACAACCCAAGUACUGGCCUGUUAUCCCACUGAAACUGUAAUGGUGGCUGAUCUGGAGGAAAUCCCUGCUCCAGUCCCUGGUUGAAACGGCGGCUUUGUCGUGUGACGGAUGAUGGCUGUUGAUGCUGCUGAUGUACAACAAAUGGUUCCAGUUAUCCGAGGGUUGGAGGUUAUUUUAAGCACGAAAAAAAAGUUGCACAAAUUAUCUGAGAUCUGAAAUUCACUGACCUGUCAGCCGUUGCUCCAGAUGAAACCUUACGAUUUGCUUCACGUUAUGUUGGAUUUGUUGUCGCUUUACACCUUUACAUAAGUUAUUUAUAGCUCAGGGUCAGUCACACAGCACUGUCCUACAUAUCCCAUGUCCGAGACACUGCGCAGCUCCACAUAGUCCUCUCUUUGCUAGUCUCUGGAUUUUAGCUCAAAAAAUAAAAGUGGGUGUCUGCUGAGGGUCAGAGGUUCAGUGAAGCUGUUCCUGUUGGUGAUGUGAAUGUAUUCAAACAACAUGUGCCUGCAUGUUUCCACUCAAUCUGUUUUUGUUUACCCUCGAGCUUGGUGAUGUUACAUGCAGCAGUAGGUCCUCUUAAGCCUGUCAACUUGGUUUAACCACAAAAAUAUUAUCAAACCCCCUCCUCCUUUGUUCAAAUUUAGAAACGUUCCUGCACGGCUGCUUUUGAUAUUCCACUCUUCAACAUACACGAGGAGCGAGUUGUUGUUGUUGUUGUUGUUGUUGAAGCCUCUCGGAUUCUGACAUUUCAUCAGGUUCAAAGCCGUUCGUGUGGUUUCUCAGGAAGGACGUUGACUAUUCUCUUUAAUCUUGUGCUUGCACACUGUGCACACUGACUGGUGUGUAUUUUAAUAUAAGUUCUGUUUAUAAUAAAGUGUUUUAUGUCUGGA